This is a messenger RNA of Pelodiscus sinensis (Chinese soft-shelled turtle), 942 nucleotides long. The record is from RefSeq and is a predicted model, not a curated record. Lineage: Eukaryota; Metazoa; Chordata; Testudines; Trionychidae.
AUGGCAGCUUCCAACUGGACCACACCCCACCCCUCCACCUUCUUCCUGCUCGGCGUCCCGGGGCUGGAGGCAGCCCACGUCUGGAUCUCCAUCCCCUUCUGCUCGGUCUACAUCCUGUCCCUCCUAGGGAACUGCCUCCUCCUGGCUGUGAUCAAGACCGAGCCGAGCCUCCAUGAGCCCAUGUACCUUUUCCUCGCCAUGCUGGCCUUCGCCGACCUGGUUAUCUCAACUGCUGCCAUGCCCAAAACCCUCUGCAUUUUCUGGUUCAGGGACCAGGCCAUUCAUAUCGACGCUUGCCUGAUCCAGAUUUUUUUAAUUCAUUCACUUCAUACCAUGGAGUCUGGGUUCAUGCUGGCCAUGGCCUUCGAUCGCUAUGUCGCCAUCUGUAACCCGCUGCGACACUCGGCCAUCCUGACCCAUCAGGCCAUAGCCAAGAUAGGUCUUGUUGUUGUGGUGAGGGGGAUCAUGUUACUAGGCCCACACCCGUUCCUGCCGAAGCAACUCCCAUAUUGCGGGACUCAUGUCAUUUCUCACACCUAUUGUGAGUUCAUGGCCCUGGCAAAACUGGCUUGUGUGGACACCACAGUCAUAAGUGCCUACAGUCUGGCCAUAGCAUUUUUCACUGGGGGCUUAGAUUUCAUUCUCAUUGUCCUGUCUUACAUCCUGAUCCUCCGGGCUGUCUUCCGCCUGCCCUCCAAGCAGGCCCGGAGCAAGUCCCUCAGCACCUGCAGCUCCCACGUCUGCAUCAUGCUGGUGUUCUACACCCCAGCGAUCUUCACCUUCCUCUCCCACCGAUUUGGCCACGUUGCUCCCCAUAUCCACAUCCUCAUCGCCAACAUUUACCUGCUCCUCCCUCCCAUGAUGAACCCCCUCAUCUAUGGGGUGAGAACCCCAGGGAUCCGGCAAAGUGUGCUCCACAUCUUGGGCCUCAAACCAGCCUGA